Phyllostomus hastatus (greater spear-nosed bat) is the source of this 990-nucleotide messenger RNA. Its product is annotated as olfactory receptor 52L1-like. Lineage: Eukaryota; Metazoa; Chordata; Mammalia; Chiroptera; Phyllostomidae. Gene Ontology annotation, cellular component: membrane. The transcript has a single exon. The coding region runs from base 1 to 990 and encodes 329 amino acids. Gene Ontology annotation, biological process: G protein-coupled receptor signaling pathway. Gene Ontology annotation, molecular function: G protein-coupled receptor activity; olfactory receptor activity. The record is from RefSeq and is a predicted model, not a curated record.
AUGAUUUUGAUUUCUUUUUUCUCGUCCUUUUCUGAGUCAUCCAUGAUGGCCCUUAGCAAUUCCAGCCGGAGUCUCCUCCAUCCUUCUUUUUUCCUAAUCGGCAUCCCUGGUUUAGAGGAAAGCCAGCACUGGAUAGCAUUGCCAAUGUGUGCCCUUUACCUUUUUGCUCUAGUGGGCAAUGUCACCAUCCUUUUUAUCAUCUGGACUGAUGCAUCCUUGCACCAGCCUAUGUACCUCUUUCUGGCUAUGCUAUCUGGCAUUGACCUGGUCCUGGCCUCCUCUACGGCACCCAAAAUGCUUUCAGUGCUCCUGGUUGAUGCCCAUGAGAUUGGGUAUACUUUCUGCCUGAUCCAGAUGUUCUUCAUCCAUGCAUUCUCUUCCAUGGAGUCAGGUGUACUUGUGGCUAUGGCUCUGGAUCGCUAUGUAGCCAUAUGUCACCCUCUGCACCAUUCCACCAUCCUAUAUCCAGGGAUCAUAGGACGCAUUGGAGUGGCAGUGCUACUGCGAGGAUUGGUCCUCCUGCUCCCUUUCCCUAUCCUACUGGGGAGACUUAUCUUCUGUCAGGCCACUGUCAUAGGUCAUGCAUAUUGUGAACAUAUGGCUGUGAUAAAACUUGCUUGCUCAGAAACCACAGUGAACCAAAUGUAUGGGUUGGCAGUGGCACUGCUUGUGGUUGGACUAGAUGUCCUUGCCAUUGGUAUUUCCUAUGCCCUUAUCCUCCAGGCAGUGCUUAAGGUACCAGGGCGUGAGGCCCGAUUAAAGGCCUUUAGCACAUGUGGGUCUCAUAUUUGUGUCAUCCUGAUCUUCUAUGUUCCUGGAAUGUUUUCCUUUCUCACUCACCGUUUUGGCCACCAUGUACCCCAUCACAUCCACAUUCUUCUGGCUACACUCUACCUCCUUUUGCCCCCUGCACUCAAUCCAAUUGUCUAUGGUGUGAAGACUGUGCAGAUCCGCCAGCGAGUAAUCAAGGUGUUGUACAUAAAAGGGUAG